GGAGAAUGGUCCAAAGCGGCACCGUUUGAAAGUCAUACACAGCUGUAACGCGUACAACAUCCCCGAUUGCCUCCCUUGGGGCAAGGAAACCACGCAAAAGGAGUUCUCUCCAUCCGCCAGAAAAGGGGAAAAGAAAGGACUGAACCUAUGGAGACAUUUCCAUGUCCGUCGGACGUCAAAGUGGCGGACUCCGUCACCCUGAAGCUCUCCCCGACGAACUACUUCGCGUGGAAGAACCUGAUGCUCGCGUUCUUCGAUAGCCAUCACCUCUGUGGCUUCGUCGACGGCACCCUUCAUCCGCCGAGCAAGCCGUCUCCGCUUGCGGAGUCAUCGGUUUUGGAAGAGAAGCGCCGGGAGGAGGAGGAGAAGAGGAGGGAGCUGAUGCGUCGGAACGAAUGGGACCAGAAGCAUACGCAGCAGCGUGAGUGGGAGAAUGAGUCGGAGCAGGAGCGUCUGAGGGAGUUGGUGCGGGAGCAGGAGCGUAUGCAGGAGUGGGAGCAGGAGCAGGAGCGUCCGGAAGGGGAGCGGGAGCGGGAGCAGGUGCGUCGAGAGAACUGGAAGCGGGAGUGGGGGGAGGAGUGGAAGAGUCGGGAGGAGCAGGAACGUCAGCAGGAGUGGGAUCGGGAGAGGGAGCGUCGGAAGCAGUGGGAUUGGGAGCGGGAGCGUCGGGAGAAGCGGAAGCAGGAGCGCCGGGAGGAGGAGCGUAUAUACACGGGGUGGAAGAGAUCGGACGGUCUAGUAAGGGGAUGGAUACUAGCGAUGCUGACAGAGGAAAUACUGCUACAAGUGAUGCAUUUGGUAACUGCUCGAGAGGUUUGGAUUAAGCUCAAGAAAAUACUUACCCCACCUUUUCAACUCUCUCAACUUGAACUAAUUGACUGGACAGACCAAAAAAGAGGGCAGAUUCUAAGCCAGUACAUGGUGUUGCACAAAGCCGCCCUAACCGCUGAUUGGGACACCGCGGACAAAUUCUUGGACCUGGAUCCCGACGCUUUUUUUCAGCCCAUCACGUGGUGCUUAGAAACGGCUCUCAUCGUGGCUGUCCGUUCGGCUAAGCGAAACCACUUCGUGAAGAAGGUAAUGGAGAAGAUGCAGCGGGAGGGUGUAGCGCUGAUAGCGCAACAAGACAUAUCGGGGGCCACCGCCCUCCAUGCGGCGGUGGACGGAGGCAACAUAGAGGCGGCGAAGUGGCUGGUGCAGAAGAAUUCGGAAUUGGCCAACAUUGGGGACAAGUAUGGAACACUCGCCGUGCAUGUGGCGGCUGGACUUGGGAAUAGGGAGAUGGUUGAUUUCUUGUUGCAACAUACUACGAACCUGUCCGAGAAUGAAUCGGGUCUUAAACUAUUGCAUUCUUUGGCUUCCAGUGGACUUUAUGACAUUGCUUUAACAUAUCUUCAGCAAAACCGAAAGUUAGCAUCCAUGGAACCCUCCCCAUUGGUGGUAAUCACUCAAAAGCGCACUUCGUUCCUUAGUGGAACCAGCUUGAGCAUCUUGCAGCACUUAAUCUAUUUUGGUAUUCCUUUGAAAUUGGAAGACAUUGCAAACCACCCACAAGAAAGGGACAUUGAGAAUCCUGCCAAGUGCGUAGUUUCUGCUAUGAUUUAUGUGAAGCAAAAGUUGACUGCACUGUUUUGGGAUGUCGCCGAAAAACUUGACCCUUUCAAUUCCAUUAAAUCCCUUCGGGAGACCAAAUUGAUUCACCACCAAGCACUUAAUCUCGUCAAAUGCCUUUGCGAGGAGGUAGUGAAAACCGACUUCCCGAAUGCUGCGAAAAUCUUCACAGAGCCGCUGAGGAACGCGACGUGCCUGGGGAUCCAUGAGAUCGUGGAGGAGAUUUUGGAGUCGUUCCCCAGCGCAAUUCACUUGAGGAGCGAGAGGGAUCAGUCCCUAUUCCACCUCGCGAUCGUGUACCGUCGGGAGAACGUUUUCAACCUCAUCUAUCAAAUGGAGGAGGACCGGCGUGCGCGUGCAUUUUUGUCGAUGCCAGAUGCGUCGACAAACAACGCGCUGCACUCGGCUGGGAACUUGGCACUGCAGCAGCAGCUCUUGCUUCGAGCAAGUGCUCCUGGUGCGGCUCUACAAAUGCAGCGUGAGUUACAGUGGUUUGAGGAAGUAGGAAAUUUCAUAUUGCCCCAAGCCAAAGAACACAUGAACGCAGACGGAAAAACCCCUCAAGAAGUAUUCACAGACACACACAAGGACUUGGUCAAAGAAGGAGAACAGUGGAUGAAAGACACCUCCAAUUCCUGCUCUAUCGUGGCGGCCUUGAUCACGACAAUAGUAUUUGCGGCCGCCAUCACGGUCCCAGGGGGUUCCAAUGGCAACAGUGGUCUCCCACUAAGAUUGGGAAACCGAGCCUUUACCUUGUUCGGCAUAUUUGAUGCACUCGCCAUGUUCUCCUCAUCCUCUUCCUUGUUGAUGUUCUUGUCCAUCCUCACGUCUCGCUAUGGGGAACAAGAUUUUCUGUAUUCCUUACCCAGGAGAUUGAUUAUUGGGCUGGUGACUCUAUUCCUCUCCAUUAUAUCCAUGAUGGUUGCAUUUGGUGCAACAUUAAAAAUCGUAUUUGGGGAAACGAAGGCGUGGAUUGUUAUUCCUGUGGCUGUUUUAUCCUGUGUGCCCGUCACCUUGUUUGUGUUGUUGCAGUUUCCAUUACUCCUUGAUAUGAUCAAAUCCACUUACUAUCCGGGCAUAUUCAAGAAGCAGAGUAAUCGCAUUCUACACUAAAGAGAAGAAAAUAAUGAGGUGAAUUGAUUUGGGCAUUUAUCUUUUAAGCUAUUCACCUGUGCUGUGCUAAUGAUCUGGUUUCUUCAUUUGUUAUCGUACAUAACUACGGUGAUUGAAGCAAUCUAGUUUUUUCUUCAUUUGUUUUUUGAUCGACAAAAAUAAGGCUCUCUUAAUGUGUAAGUACUGAUGAAUGCCAAUAAAAAAGAAUAGCCUUUGAGGGAGAGAGAGGAAAAAAGGAUUUAUCCAACUAGAAAAAAGGAUGUAUGAGGAAUUUUAAAAUCCCAUACCAGUUUGGAGAUCGAAGAAAGGUACGGAAAACAAGGAAAAUACUGACGAUGAAGUUUAUCACCAUUCAAGUGCAGACUCAUUUGACCCUUGCAUUGCUUGACACAGAAGACACCUCCCCAUCGCUCAGCAGUGGGGAGCAAAGAAGUGGAACUUCCUCAGAAGAAUACUCGAAAGGAAGAUGGAGCCUGUCAUCAAGCUUAGAUUAGCUUCUUUUCGCUGUCAACAAAAUAUAUUUGGGUAGUUUUUUCUAGACAUUUCUGCUGCUAGCUGAGCUUGAAGCAUGUGUCGUCUGUCACUGUACAGUAUGAGGAAGAGUUUGCACCCAGUUGUGAGGUGAUUUGUAGAAAUAUAAACAUUGUGUUCA
Molecule: messenger RNA, 3376 nt
Organism: Rhododendron vialii
Lineage: Eukaryota; Viridiplantae; Streptophyta; Magnoliopsida; Ericales; Ericaceae
Product: ankyrin repeat-containing protein ITN1-like
Exons: 7
Coding region: 148-2724 (858 amino acids)
Molecular function (GO): protein binding
Source: RefSeq, a predicted model, not a curated record